UAAAAAUGACUUUAUUAUUUUCAUAUGCGACGUAUAUAUAAAUCUUAGAAAAUAUAUAUACAAAUACAAAGUUACAUUUUGUAUACAAAUAUUAUUGAUCAGCCGGUGCUCGACUUUCGUUUCUUCUCGACUCGAAAUUUAUAAUUAACCGCAAAGUACAACCGGCGUUCCGCGACAAACUGUUGCAAAUGCUAUUCAUAACACGAUCCUCUCUCGUAGGAGUGUUGAUGUUUUUCUGCAUAACAAGAAAUAUUUGUGCCCAAGUUUAUCGGAACAUGUCGAGUGUCGCUGGGGUAUAUUCUGUGGCGUAUGUCACGGUACCGAAUGAUACAGUUGCGAAGAAAAUAGCACGUGGCCUGGUGGAAAAUAAACUCGCUGCCUGCGUCAACAUCAUUCCACAACUUACUUCCAUAUAUGAAUGGGAAGGGAAAAUACAAGAGGAUCCUGAACUUUUAUUAAUGAUAAAAACUAGGACAGAGAAAGUAGAUGCGCUAACAGAAUAUGUAAAAAAUAAUCAUCCAUACACAGUUUGUGAAGUAAUUUCUCUGCCUAUACAAAAUGGAAAUGGCGAUUACCUGAAAUGGAUCAGUGAAGUAGUACCAUCAUUUGAUAAAAAUAUUCAGGAAAAGUAAGAUACAUAUAAAAUUCAUUCAAUUCAAUGCAGGAAAUUCAUUAUUGUUAUUUUCCUUUCCUAAGAUUAUUUUACUAUAAUAAAUAGAUAACAAUUCACACAAUGACUUGGAUGUAAUAGUCUAGGCAAUACAUAGAAUGUAUUUGAGAAGUUUCUUAUUAGAAGAUUCAAAUUCUUCCCUUGCUCUAGAAUAUUAAUCAUUAAAUCUGCUAAAUAACAUUGAUCAGUCAAUCAAAAGAUCUAUUGUACGUAUACAUCUUAACAUAUCCUUAAGCAACAAUGUCACUUAUCAGUUGUAAUAUAGUGUAAAAAUUUAAUUUUCAGACUUCCUUAGAAUAAGGCAUAUCAAUUUCUUUAUAUGUGAAUAAAUUUGUAAUAUAAAUAGAAAAAUAUUACUUAUUUUCUCUUUUUUUAA
Cataglyphis hispanica is the source of this 1046-nucleotide messenger RNA. RefSeq names its product protein CutA homolog (gene CUTA). NCBI's taxonomy places the organism in Eukaryota, Metazoa, Arthropoda, Insecta, Hymenoptera, Formicidae. The transcript is spliced from 6 exons. Gene Ontology annotation, biological process: response to metal ion. The record is from RefSeq and is a predicted model, not a curated record. The coding region runs from base 189 to 632 and encodes 147 amino acids. Gene Ontology annotation, molecular function: copper ion binding.